Molecule: messenger RNA, 1179 nt
Organism: Rhagoletis zephyria (snowberry fruit fly)
Lineage: Eukaryota; Metazoa; Arthropoda; Insecta; Diptera; Tephritidae
Source: RefSeq, a predicted model, not a curated record
AUGCCUCUCUACGGAAAUGUCAGCGAGUCCUGCGGCAUCUGCGCCUGCAGGUGCUGUCAGCUUGGCUGUAAAGCUGAGCUGUACAAUCAACUGCUGAGUGGGCUGCCUGACAGAAAUGCCACAGCUAGCACAACGCCUGAAUGGACUGAUGGAUCAAACAUUUCGAUGGCUUCAGCUGGCGCCAGACAGCCAAGCGGUGUGAUGUCCGCAGCUGUGCAGGACGUGCCUGGAAGUAAACGCAAGACACCGGAGUGGGGUAUUCAAAUGGGAGGCACACAACAAAACUUUUUUCAUUCUCCCCUGCCACCAGGAAGUGAAGGAAGUGCUCCGUCAAAACCCUCACAGACUGGCACAAGUAAGCCUGCAGUCGUUUCUGGACCGAAACCGGGAGUUGGCAGUGGUGCUUUGCCAGCUUCUUCUCCCUUUUCACAACCGCAGUCAUUGCCACCACCGCCACCACCUCCACCCCCUCCACCUCCUGCACCUUCCACGCAACAGCCAGACAUCAAACCAAUCGCAGCAAAGAAGCCGACCAACCCGUCUGCUGCUCAAUCGAGUGGCUACAUGGAUGAGCUGAAUGAAAGGCUGGCCAAACGAAAACAGGCAUCCAAUGCAACUGCCAUUUUAGGAGAGGGGGGAAGUGGAGGAAGUGAUGGAGGUGGUAGCUGUGGUGCAAAGCCAAACGCUGCACUGCCGGCUAAGCCAAGUUCACAAGCUGCUCAGAAGCCGCCGGUUCCACCAAAGCCAGCCUAUCUUUCUUCUGGCCAACAUCCAUCGCCGGUGGUGACUGCACUUCCCCUCCAUGGCUCGUCUAUGCCUGCUGGUGGUGUUCCACCACCACCACCACCACCUUCCCAGCCCUCUUCGGCGCUUCCUUUGCCAGGCAAACCGGUGUCACUUCCCACACCAAGUGCUGCAGGCAAACCGACCACCACCACCACCCCCACUGCGCCUGGAACUAUGCGAAUCAGUCCGGCGGACCUACAGGCACAGGCUGCCAACCUGAAGCCUACAUCAGCAAAAGAUAAAGAUGACAAGGAUAGUAAGGCAGCUAAGAAGAGCGCCGCACCUGACAUUCUGGUGGCAGCUGCCAUUCAGGCGAGGCGUAGGCAAAUGCGAUGCUCAAGCAGUGACUCAAGCAGCAGUGACUCGGAUUCGGAUUCGGAAAAGUGGAAGUGA